This is a messenger RNA of Cyprinodon variegatus (sheepshead minnow), 492 nucleotides long. Its product is annotated as liver-expressed antimicrobial peptide 2-like. The coding region runs from base 12 to 239 and encodes 75 amino acids. The record is from RefSeq and is a predicted model, not a curated record. Lineage: Eukaryota; Metazoa; Chordata; Actinopteri; Cyprinodontiformes; Cyprinodontidae. The transcript is spliced from 3 exons. Gene Ontology annotation, biological process: defense response to bacterium; antimicrobial humoral immune response mediated by antimicrobial peptide.
CUGAAAACAGCAUGAGGACGCUUCAGGAAAAGAUCAUUAUCCUCUCUGUUUUUCUAUCCCUUAUAUGUCUGACUCAGGUCAAUGCACUACCUGUUCCUGACGACUGGAAUGGCUUGAUCCAGAGGACAAAACGAUCACUGCUGUGGCGUUGGAACAGUAUGAAACCUGUUGGAGCGAGCUGCAGAGAUCCUUCAGAGUGUGGUACGAAACACUGCAGGAGAAACAAAUGUUCCUUUUGACACUCCAUCUCUGCAAAAGAACCAGAAACACAACUCUGAAACAAAUGGACCAAACUGUGUGAAAUUUCCCUUCUACUGAAAGAUUUGAGGGAUUCCUUUUUUUUAUUUUUUCAAUACCCUUUAUGCCCCUCUGGAGGAACUUUAGCCACAGAAAGAAAAACAAAGCUGUAAAACCAUCUUCCACGUGUCAGCCUCAUCACUGGACAAGUUGUGUAAUCUGAAUGUAUGUUUGAUAAGAAAAUACAAACGUUCU